CUUACACAUGCCCGAACCUCACACGUGACGGCAGAAGGGAUACAUGCAGCCUUGCAGGGACCCCGAUCAAAACCUGCCGAACAUGGCAUUUUUCUCCUCUAUACAACGUGCGGAAGUACACUAGAUCUCAAAGCAAGAAACAAAGCGCAUUCAGAUAACUGAUUUUGUCACGGUUACAGAGAAAACAGUCGACUGAGAGUCUCUUGCGCAGUCUCCGGCGUGAAUUCGAAUUUAUCGUUAUCCAGCGGGCCAGGGACAAAAGCCUUACCCGUCGCGGCAGCUGUCUUUGCUGCCCCCAUCAGUUCUCCACUCUCAUCCCCUCGAAUGCGCGCUUUUUCUUGUUUCUUGGCUGCUUCGGCUGGGUCGAUAUACGUGAUGGUGUACUGAACUCCUUGUGCUUUCUCCAGCGCGGAAAUGAGCCCACUGAAGGGCAGGUGGUCCCCGCGAGCACGAAUUUCGCGCCAGUACUCGCCCUCUGGGAAGAGAAGGAACACUGAGCCAACGAUGUAACGAACAACGCUGGGAUGCAUGUUAGCUCUGGUCGUUGAAAUGUGACUGUCCCCACGCACUCCUUCAAGGCAGUAACAGUCACCCCGCGUCCGCAUUUCCAUAAACCUCCACGGUAUGGUUGUCCAGAUCGAAUCCACUGAACGGCGAACACGCAUAUUCUGUAAACAGGCCCACGAGCACGAGCGUGUACUUGAAGCCUGGAACGCGCUUGGCGGUGGCACGGAGAUGAUCGCGUGUCACCACCUUGUCCCGGAGAUAUCGGAACGACCAAAUGCCUUCUUGAGAUAUAUCCGUGCCGUAUUCGGAGGGAUAGAAGUGGCGCACGCCACCUUUGACGGCAGCCUCGCUCAUGGCUGGCUGCAAACGCAUGAUGGGAUCACCCACAAGCGAGAAAACAAUGUCGAACCCUGCAAAGAGUGAGUGAGAUGUGCGUCAGAGGGAGAUUGGGAAGGCAGACCAUGGUAGAUCUCGGCGUCAAGAAACGAGCCGAAGACAAACUCGGCACCUAAUGCUCGGGCAAUAUCCAGCUUGUGGGCCUUUUCAGGUUCAGAAAGAAUGGCAAUGCGACCGAAACGAUCUUUCCGCCGGAGGAAUGUCUCUGUCAGCGGUUUUCCCAGAGCACCACUACCACCGAUGAUGAGGAUGGAACGCUUUUGAGGCGACAUUGCUGGCUGGGAUCUGUCGGUUUUUAAAUAGACUGGUUGGAAGCAUAUCUGCACUUUUGUAUGUUUGUGCACGGGUUAUGUCGGCGUAGAACCUUGUAGGUAGCCUUACAAAACCUGCGCAGAGCCAUUCAGCGCGGCUACAGUCAGCAAAGCCGUACUGUCCCACCGACCCUUCACCGAGGUAGCGGGAUAGUGUUGGAUAUAGGACGACGCUUCAGAGACCUAGAUGUUCAAGGCCCGACGGUGCAUGCCAUCAUCUAGGUCCUGCCUUGCGUCGAUUCAAGUGUAGGACAGUUGGUGGAUCUCUCCCAUAGGAGUGCAGUACUCUGGCCAGCUCCCUUGCCAUACGAGCUUGUCUGCUCCUAAUGUGCGGGAAAUAGCAGGUCUACGUGCAAUACGCUUUAACGGCAGAAAAAUAGAACGAGAGUUCGGGAACGAUCAACUCAAUUGACAUUGAUUGUUGUUUGGGUCUAUUGACUGACAUCCCAUCCGUCCUCAGCGCCAACACCAAUGGACUCUCCCAGCGGUCGAGAACACAAGAGGAAAAGGUCCGGCUCCCCGCACCAAGAUGUCCCCCCCUCAAGUCGUCGCCGGUCGCGCUCACCUUCUUUUCGCGCUCGGAGCGACGCACCCCGAGUGCAAGACGUCGACCCCGUACGUCGCGCAGAGCGCGAACGCCAACUUGCGGCUCGUGUUGCUGCGAUGGAGCUCGAGAAGGCAGACAACCCCGUCAAACCCAAAGAGCCGGAUUUGGAUGCCCAGGCAGAGUUUGCGAAACUGGUAGGAUCGCGCUCGGGUGGGGUGUACAUGCCUCCGGCGCGUUUGAGGGCUCUCCAAGCGGCUGCGGCUUCAGACAAGUCAAGUGCUGAAUACCAACGUCUGUCCUGGGACGCCCUGCGCAAGUCGAUCACCGGUAUUGUGAACCGAGUCAACAUCCUGAACAUCAAGUCUGUCGUGCCGGAGCUGUUUUCGGAGCAUCUCAUUCGUGGCCGGGGACUUUUCGCGCGUAGUAUCAUGAAGGCGCAAGCGGCCAGUUUACCUUUCACGCCGGUCUUUGCUGCUCUGGUGGCUGUUGUGAACACGAAGUUGCCUCAAGUGGGUGAAUUGCUGCUCUCCCGUUUGAUUAGCCAGUUUCGCAGAGCUUUCAAGCGGAAUGACAAGAUCAUCUGCCAUUCCACCACGACCUUCAUUGCGCAUCUCGUCAACCAGACUGUCGCUCAUGAACUUGUUGCGCUGCAAAUCAUCAUCUUGCUCAUUGAGCGGCCCACGGACGACUCGAUCGAAAUCGCGGUAGGCUUCAUGCGCGAAGUUGGUGCCUUCUUGGCUGAGAACUCGCCCAAAGCCAACGCUACGGUAUUUGAGCGGUUCCGGGCUGUGCUCAACGAGGGCAGCAUUAGCCAGCGUGUGCAGUACAUGAUCGAAGUUCUCAUGCAGGUCCGCAAGGACAAGUACAAAGACAACCCUAUCAUCCCUGAGGGCCUGGAUCUUGUUGAGGAGGAUGAUCAAAUCACCCAUCAGAUCCAGUUGGAGGAGGAGCUCCAGGUGCAGGAAGGCUUAAACAUCUUCAAAUUCGACGCGAACUAUCUUGAAAACGAAGAAAAAUACAAGGCUAUCAAGGCCGAAAUCCUGGGUGAAGACGACGAGGAGGACGAAAGCGAGUCGGAAGAGUCCAGUGAGGAUGAAAACGAAGGCAUGCGCGACCUCCGUAUCGUACUUCUCAUCUCAUGUCGCCACACAGUGCCCGAAAACAAGGAAGGCAUCGAAGACCGUACCGAGACCAAUCUGGUCAACCUCCGACGCACAAUCUACCUUUCGAUCAUGAAUGCACUGAACUACGAGGAAGCUGUGCAUAAGUUGUUGAAGAUCCAGCUUCAAGAAGGGGAAGAGAUCGAGCUGGUAAACAUGGUGAUCGAGUGUUGUUCGCAGGAGCGGUCCUACUCAAGUUUCUAUGGUCUUGUCGGGGAACGUUUCAGCAAGCUCAAUCGCAUCUGGACGGAUUGUUUUGAGCAAGCGUUCGAAAACUACUACGGCACGAUCCACCGCUACGAGACGAACCGGCUACGGAAUAUAGCUCGGCUGUUUGGUCACAUGCUCAGCACCGAUGCCAUUUCGUGGAUGGUUCUCCGAUGCAUCAAAAUGACGGAGGAUGACACGACCAGCAGCAGUCGAAUUUUCGUGAAAAUCAUGAUGACGGAGAUGACGGAAAGCAUGGGUCUGAAGACUGUUGCGGAACGGUUCAAGGAUUCGGAGAUUCGACAAGGCUGCCAGGGAAUGUUCCCGAUGGAUGUGCCAAAAAAUACUCGUUUCGCGAUCAACUAUUACACAAGUAUCGGACUCGGCGCGAUCACGGAGGACAUGCGUGAACAUCUGAAGAACGCACCGCGGAUGAUCAUGGAGCAACGGCGGGCGAUGCUCGAGGCCGAGUCGUCCGACUCGGAUUCAGACUCCUCAGAUUCGGACACGGACUCGGACUCGGAUUCCAGCGACUCGGAUUCGGACUCAGAUGAUUCGAGACGCCGCGGCAGUCGAAGAGAAACACGACGAGACGAUACUCCUCCUCGGCACAAAGAGGAGAGGCGUCGAGAUGACAGCCCACGCCGCCGACAGGAUGAUACUCCUCCUCGGCAUCGCGAGGCCACUCGCCGGCAAGCUGACCACCGCGAUGAUAGCCGUACUCGCCGUCAAUCGCCUCCUCGAGGAUCUCGUCGCGAUGAUUCGCCUCCGCGCCGAAGGGCAGAAUCCCCACCUCGUCGAAACGGAGAUUACGAUCGCCGCCGGGAUGAUUCGCGCGACCGCGAUUACAGGCGGAGAAGGUGAUGAGAACACAGGUUAUCACUUGCAAUUUUGUUGUACAGUGCAACGAUGAAAUUAAUCGGUCUGAAGGGGA
This is a messenger RNA of Mycena citricolor, 4062 nucleotides long. The record is from the annotation of a GenBank genome assembly. NCBI's taxonomy places the organism in Eukaryota, Fungi, Basidiomycota, Agaricomycetes, Agaricales, Mycenaceae.